GAUCGGCCGGGCUCGGUAAAUUCCGUAAAUCGAGAAGGGAUUUACUCCAAAGAGGCAGGACAAGAUCGUAGUUUACUGUGCAUCGAGCGGCUGCGAGCUCGCGAUGAAACUGCGGUAAACAAACUCACCGCUGUGAAGAUCUGCAGUGAUUCAGAGUUGCAAACAUCUCAUUUACGGUGCAGAAUCUGUAAUCCAUAAGCUGACAGGAUGGUGGCGCUGUCUCUGAAGAUCUGUGUGAGACAGUGUAAUGUGGUGAAGACGAUGCAGUUUGAGCCAUCAACGGCUGUGUACGAUGCAUGUCGGGUCAUCAGAGAGAGGGUUCCAGAAGCCCAGACAGGACAAGCUUCAGAAUAUGGGCUGUUUCUGUCAGAUGAAGACCCCAGGAAAGGCAUCUGGCUGGAAGGAGGCCGGACGCUGGACUAUUACAUGCUGAGAAAUGGGGACAUUCUGGAGUAUAAGAAAAAACAGAGACCUCAGAAGGUAAAAAUGCUGGAUGGAGCAGUGAAGACCAUCAUGGUGGAUGAUUCCAAAACUGUGGGAGAGCUGCUGGUCACCAUCUGCAGUAGAAUAGGAAUCACAAACUAUGAAGAGUACUCUCUCAUUCAGGAGGUGGUGGAGGAGAAGAAAGAUGAAGGGACGGGCACACUGAAGAAAGACAGAACUCUACUGAGGGAGGAGAGGAAGAUGGAGAAGCUCAAAGCCAAACUGCACACAGAUGAUGACUUAAAUUGGUUGGAUCAUGGACGUACAUUCAGAGAACAGGGAGUCGAGGAGAGUGAAACUCUACUGUUGAGACGGAAGUUUUUCUACUCUGAUCAAAAUGUGGACUCGCGAGAUCCUGUUCAGCUCAAUCUGCUCUAUGUGCAGGCGCGUGAUGACAUUCUGAAUGGUUCUCAUCCUGUGUCAUUUGACAAGGCGUGUGAAUUUGCUGGAAUUCAAGCACAGAUCCAGUUUGGGCCUCAUAUAGAACAUAAACACAAAUCUGGAUUUCUGGACUUGAAGGAAUUUCUGCCUAAGGAAUACAUAAAACAGAGAGGAGCAGAGAAGAAGAUUUUUCAGGAACAUAAGGCUUGUGGUGAAAUGACUGAGAUUGAAGCCAAAGUGAAGUAUGUGAAGCUUGCAAGAUCCCUCAGAACAUAUGGAGUGUCUUUCUUCUUAGUGAAGGAAAAGAUGAAAAGUAAAAAUAAACUGGUCCCAAGGCUGCUGGGUAUUACCAAAGAAUCAGUGAUGAGAGUGGAUGAGAAAACCAAAGAUGUGGUUCAGGAGUGGCCACUUACUACAGUGAAAAGAUGGGCCGCCUCACCUAAGAGCUUUACACUGGAUUUUGGGGAGUAUCAAGAGAGCUACUACUCUGUUCAGACCACCGAGGGGGAGCAGAUAUCUCAGCUUAUAGCUGGUUACAUUGAUAUAAUUCUCAAGAAGAAACAAAGCAAAGACCGCUUUGGCUUAGAGGGAGAUGAGGAGGCCACCAUGUUAGAGGAAUCCGUUUCUCCGAAAAAAUCUACCAUAUUGCAGCAGCAGUUUAACCGUGUCGGACAGGCAGAGCAUGGCUCUGUGGCACUGCCCGGUAUCUUGAGGUCAGGUUCUGUCGGCCCAGAAACACUGAACAUGGGCACCGUGCCCUCUCCACAACAACAGAUCACCACUGGACAGAUGCAUCUUGGACAUAUGCCUCCACUGAGUGCAGCCCAGCAGGCUCUCGUGGGAACCAUUAACACCAGUAUGCAAGCAGUGCAGCAGGCACACACAGACCUACAGGAGGUGGAAGAGCUGCCUCCACUUGGAGAUGAUAUGGCUUCUAAAAUGUGGAUUCAGAACAAAAUGGAUGAGUCCAAGCAUGAUAUUCACUCUCAGGUGGACGCUAUAACUGCUGGAACUGCCUCUGUGGUUAAUCUUACCGCUGGGGACCCGACAGACACGGAUUAUACAGCAGUAGGCUGUGCGAUCACCACCAUCUCCUCUAAUCUGACGGAGAUGUCAAAAGGGGUGAAGCUGCUGGCGGCUCUGAUGGAAGAUGAGGUGGGCAGUGGACAGGACCUCAUGAGGGCUGCCAGGACCCUCACCGGAGCUGUAUCUGACCUUCUUAAAGCUGUGGAGCCUGAAUCAGGAGAGCCACGACAGACAGUUCUGACCGCAGCCGGCAGCAUUGGUCAAGCCAGUGGAGAUUUGCUUAAACAGAUUGGAGAGAAUGAAACGGACGAGCGCUUCCAGGUACACAGGAGUCUUUUAAGGAACACAAUGUACAUUUGUGUUUUUAUCGUCUUGAGUGUUUGUGCUCGUGUGUUUCAGGAUGUGCUAAUGAACCUAGCUAAAGCUGUGGCUAAUGCAGCAGCCAUGAUGGUUCUGAAGGCCAAGAACGUGGCACAGGUUUCUGAAGACAGUGUUUUGCAGAACAGGGUUAUUGCAGCUGCGACCCAGUGCGCCCUGUCCACGUCCCAACUAGUGGCCUGUGCCAAGGUUGUGAGCCCCACGAUCAGCUCCCCUGUGUGUCAGGAGCAGCUGAUUGAAGCAGGGAAGCUGGUGGACCGUUCAGUGGAAGGUUGUGUGAAGGCCUGUCUGUCAGCUACCAGUGACGGAGAGCUUCUCAAGGCCGUCAGCGCAGCAGCUGGUAUCGUCACACAGGCUCUAAGUGACCUACUCACACACGUGAGGAACUACGCCACACGCGGGGAACCCAUUGGACGCUACGACCAGGCCACGGACACCAUCAUGACAGUCACAGAGAGUAUUUUCAGCAGCAUGGGCGAUGCUGGUGAGAUGGUACGACAGGCUCGGGUUCUUGCCCAGGCGACCUCUGACCUGGUGAAUGCCAUGAGAUCAGAUGCUGAGGUGGAGGUGGAUGUGAACAACUCCAAGAAGCUUCUUGCAGCUGCUAAACUGCUUGCAGAUGCCACUGCUCGAAUGGUCGAGGCUGCAAAGGGAGCUGCUGCAUACCCUGAAAAUGAAGACCAGCAGCACAAACUCCGGGAGGCUGCAGAGGGGCUGCGUGUGGCCACAAAUGCAGCUGCACAAAACGCCAUUAAGAAGAAACUCAUAACAAGACUGGAGAAUGCUGCUAAACAAGCUGCGGCCGCUGCAACUCAAACCAUUGCGGCAUCCCAGAACGCAGCAGCCUCCAACAAGAACACUGCUGCCCACCAACAACUUGUUCAAAGCUGCAGGGCUGUAGCUGACCAUAUUCCUCAGCUGGUGCAGGGAGUGAGGGGCAGUCAGGGUCAGCCAGAGGAUGAUAGUGCCCAACUUGCCCUCAUCAUUGCCAGUCAGAACUUCCUCCAGCCUGGAAGUAAGAUGGUGUCUUCAGCGAAGUCAUCUGUGCCGACUGUGACGGAUCAGGCGGCAGCCAUGCAGCUUGGGCAGUGUGCAAAGAACCUGGCCACCUGCCUGGCUGAACUCCGCACUGCUGCACAGACGGCUCAUGAGGCGUGUGGCCCCAUGGAGAUCGACUCUGCCCUUGUUGCUGUGCAGACGCUUAAGAAUGAACUCCACGAUGCAAAAAUGGCAGCUUCCGAGGGACAGCUGAAACCUUUACCUGGGGAAUCAUUGGAAAAAUGCACUCAGGAUCUAGGUGGCACAUCUAAGGCUGUUGGUUCCUCAAUGGCUCAACUGCUUACCUGUGCAGCACAGGGAAAUGAGCAUUACACAGGUGUAGCUGCCAGUGAAACUGCCCAGGCUCUUAAGACGUUAGCACAGGCUGCGAGGGGUGUUGCUGCCACCUCAUCAGACCCUGCUGGAGCUGCAGCCAUGUUGGAUUCUGCUCGCGAGGUUAUGGAAGGAUCAGCUAAAUUAAUUUCUGAAGCCAAGGAGGCGCUGGUUGCUCCUGGUGACGCAGAGAUACAAAAGAGGCUAGCUCAGGUCGCAAAGGCUGUGUCCCACUCACUGAAUGCAUGUGUGAACUGUCUACCUGGACAAAAGGACGUUGAUAUGGCUCUGAAAAGCAUCGGAGAAGCCAGCAAAAAACUGCUUGUAGAGACGCUCCCUCCCUGCAGUAAGUCCUUCCAGGAGGCUCAGAGUGACCUGAACCAGACUGCAGCCGAUCUGAACCAGUCUGCAGGUGAUGUGGUCCAUGCCUCUAGAGGAACCACUAGCCAGCUUGCAGAUGCUUCUGGAAAGUUCAGUGAGGACUUCGAUGAGUUUCUGGAUGCUGGCAUUGAGAUGGCAGGCCACACCCAGAGUAAGGAUGAUCAAAUGCAAGUGGUUGGGAAUUUGAAGAACAUCUCAAUGGCCUCCAGUAAGCUGCUGUUGGCUGCUAAGUCUUUAUCUGUGGACCCUGCAGCAGGCAAUGCAAAGAACCUUCUCGCUGCUGCUGCCAGAAUGGUGACUGACAGCAUCAAUCAGCUGAUUACACUGUGUACCCAGAAUGCCCCAGGACAGAGGGAAUGUGACAAUGCUCUAAGAGAGCUUGAGGCUGUUAGGGGACUUCUAGAUAACCCAAACGAGCCAGUCAAUGAUCUCUCCUACUUUGACUGCAUUGAAAGUGUCAUGGAGAACUCUAAGAUUCUCGGUGAGUCUAUGGCCGGGAUCUCUCAUAACUGCAAGACAGGAGAUGUUCCAGCAUUUGGAGACUGUGUGGGUGGAGCCUCUAAAGCUCUGUGUGGUCUGACCGAAGCAGCUGGACAGGCUGCUUACCUAGUGGGUGUGUCUGACCCCAACAGCCAAGCUGGACAUCCAGGCUUAGUGGAUCCUAUCCAGUUCGCUCGUGCUAAUCAGGCAAUCCAGAUGGCUUGCCAAAAUCUUGUUGACCCAGACAGUAGUCCUUCCCAGGUGCUCUCAGCUGCCACCAUAGUUGCUAAGCACACCUCUGCGCUGUGUAAUGCUUGCCGAUUGGCCUCGUCUAAGACCGCAAACCCUGUGGCUAAAAGACACUUCGUGCAGUCAGCCAAAGAAGUGGCCAACAGCACAGCCAACCUGGUCAAAACAAUCAAGGCUUUGGAUGGAGAUUUCUCUGAGGAAAACCGUGGGAAAUGCCGUGUUUCCACAGCGCCGCUCAUCGAAGCUGUUGACAAUCUGACCACGUUUGCUUCCAAUCCAGAGUUUGCUAGUGUUCCUGCGCAGAUUAGUAGAGAAGGUUCUGCUGCACAGGAGCCAAUCAUCCAGUCGGCACGCGCCAUGCUUGAUAGCUCCACCCACCUUUUGAAGAUAGCUAGGUCAUUGGUUAUGAACCCUAAAGAUCCACCCACAUGGUCAUUACUAGCGAGCCAUUCGCGCACUGUAUCAGACUCCAUCAAGAGCCUCAUUACUGCGAUCAGGGAUAAAGCCCCUGGCCAGAAGGAAUGUGACUCAGCCAUUGAUAAUAUCAAUAAAUUCAUUCGAGAUAUUGAGCAGGCCUCUCUUGCAGCUGUCAGCCAAAAUCUUUCUCGUAGAGACGAAGUUUCAUCUGAGGCUUUGCAGGAGCAGUUAACAUCAUCUGUUCAGGAGGUGGGUCACCUGAUUGAGCCGAUUUCCACAGCAGCAAAAGGAGAAGCAGCCCAGCUGGGUCAUAAGGUCUCUCAGUUGGUCAGUUACUUCACUCCUCUGGUUUCCGCUUCUAUGGGUAUGGCUUCCAAAAUCUUGGAUCAUCAGCAGCAGAUGAACCUUCUGGAUCAGACCAAGACUCUUGCCGAGUCUGCUCUACAAAUGCUGUACGCUGCCAAAGAAGGUGGUGGAAACCCAAAGGCUGUUCAUACCCAUGAUGCCAUAGCAGAAGCUGCACAGUUGAUGAGGGAAGCUGUUGAUGACCUCUUGCUGACCCUGAAUGAAGCUGCUAGUGAGGUUGGCAUGGUCAGUGGCAUGGUGGAUUUGAUUGCUGAUGCCAUGGGCAAGUUAGGUGAAGGUACCCCACCAGAACCAGAAGGUUCAUUUGUAGAAUAUCAGACCACCAUGGUGAGAUACUCCAAAGCUAUUGCUGUCAGUGCACAGGAGAUGAUCACUAAAUCAGUGAGUGCUCCGGAGGAUCUGGGCAGUUUGGCCUCUCAGGUCACUGCAGACUACAGUCAGCUUGCAGUUCAGGGACGUCUGGCUGCUGCUACUGCUGAACCAGAGGAGAUCAGUUUCCAGAUAAAGACCCGAGUGCAGGAACUGGGGCACGGCUGCAUUGUGCUUGUUCAGAAGGCUGGAGCGCUGCAGAUCAGUCCAUCUGACUCGUUCACAAAGAGAGAACUUAUUGAGUGCGCACGUGCUGUCACAGAGAAGGUGUCUAUGGUGCUUUCGGCAUUGCAAGCUGGUAAUAAGGGCACUCAAGCCUGUAUCACUGCUGCCAGUGCUGUAUCAGGCAUCAUCGCUGACCUGGACACCACCGUCAUGUUUGCUUCUGCUGGCACACUCAAUGCUGAGAACGAUUCAGACUCCUUCGCUGAUCACAGGGAGAAUAUUCUGAAGACAGCCAAAGCACUGGUGGAGGACACUAAGAACCUUGUUUCAGGUGCAGCAUCAAGUCAAGAGAAGCUGGCCCAGGCCGCCCAGUCUUCUGCCAAGACCAUCACACAGCUUACAGAUGUGGUGAAAUUGGGAGCAGCCAGCAUAGGCCCGGAUGACCCAGAAACACAGGUGGUGCUGAUCAACGCAGUGAAGGAUGUUGCUAAAGCUUUAGCUGAGCUCAUUAGUGCCACCAAGUGUGCAGCAGGAAAAGCAGCAGAUGACCCUUCCAUGUUCCAGCUCAAGAGUGCGGCCAAGGUUAUGGUAACUAAUGUAACAUCCUUACUGAAAACGGUGAAGGCAGUGGAGGAUGAGGCUUCAAGAGGAACCAGAGCUCUGGAAGCCACUAUCGAGUGCAUCAAACAGGAACUCACAGUGUUUCAGUCUAAAGAAGCCCCUGAGAAAUCAACCACUCCAGAGGAGUUCAUUCGCAUGACGAAGGGCAUCACCACAGCCACCGCCAAAGCUGUUGCAGCAGGAAACUCUGCCAGACAGGAAGAUGUCAUCUCCACAGCAAACCUCAGCCGCAAGGUCAUAGCCGAUAUGCUGACCACGUGCAAGCAAGCUGCGUAUCAUGAGGAAGUGAGUGAAGAGGUCAGGAGCAGAGCUCUGUUAUAUGGCACUGAAUGUACCAAUGGAUAUAUAGAGCUCCUAGAACAUGUCCUACAGGUCUUACAGAAGCCAACAGGUGACCAGAAACCGAAAUUGGCGACGUUCUCUAAAAAGGUUGCUGCAGCCGUCACUGAACUGAUUCAAACAGCGGAGGCAAUGAAAGGCACUGAGUGGGUCGACCCUGAGGAUCCUACGGUGAUCGCCGAAACAGAGUUAUUGGGAGCUGCGGCCUCAAUCGAAGCAGCAGCCAAGAAACUUGAGCAGCUCAAACCAAGAGCCAAACCAAGGCAAGCUAAUGAGAAUUUAGACUUUGAAGAGCAGAUUCUUGAGGCAGCCAAAUCUAUCGCCGCAGCCACCAGCGCUCUUGUAAAAUCAGCUUCAGCUGCUCAGCGAGAACUCGUAGCCCAGGGCAAGGUGGGAGCCAUCCCUGCUAAUGCUGUGGAUGAUGGACAAUGGUCCCAAGGGCUAAUAUCUGCUGCACGCAUGGUUGCCGCAGCCACCAGUAGCCUCUGUGAGGCAGCGAAUGCAUCGGUCCAAGGUCAUGCCAGUGAAGAAAAGCUCAUCUCUUCUGCCAAACAAGUGGCUGCUUCCACUGCACAGCUGCUGGUGGCGUGCAAGGUUAAAGCUGAGCAGGAUUCAGAGGCUAUGAGGAGGCUACAGGCUGCAGGCAAUGCUGUGAAACGGGCCUCUGACUGUCUGGUUCGAGCGGCCCAGAAAGCUGCUUUCAACAAGGCAGAUGAUGAUAAUGUGGUGGUCAAGACCAGGUUUGUAGGAGGAAUUGCUCAGAUUAUUGCUGCUCAGGAGGAGAUGUUGAGGAAGGAGAGGGAGCUGGAAGAGGCCCGUAAGAAGCUAGCGCAGAUCAGACAACAGCAGUACAAGUUCCUGCCAAGUGAACUCCGAGAGGAUGAGGACUAAACAGAAAUACUAGCUUCCCUUUGAUCAAAUUAUCCACCAUUUGAUUUUUGCCUUCAGGACACAUGAAUUUCAAAAGUGCAGUCCAUACGACAAAUACUGAACUGAUGAAGGGUUAUUGAUUCAGUUGACUGGAUUGUGAAUUUUUAAAUAUUUAACCUCUUGAACAUUUCAAACCGUCUCGUCUCUUUAACCGUAAAUGUGUUCAUCACCCUCAUGAAGAAGCUUCAAAUUUCUGGCAUGAAUCUGAAUUUGUGAAUGUGUGCAUGAAGAUUUUGGAAGCACAUUACCAUGUGCUCAGAACAGCCAGGUUUACACUUUUGGGAUCGGAGUGUUGAGGAAGAAAUAAAUGAACUCCGUUCGAUUUCAGUCGUUUAAAAUAAAGCAUUUAUUGGGUUUCAAACAAGGUGGAGACUUUGCUUACGUCAUUUAAAGUCAAGAAGAAAAGAAACCUGAUUUUAAGAGACUCCAGUUGAAUGUUUAACAUUUGUACAUUUUGUAAUGGUGAGAUACAUUUUUAUGCUUCACUUUCAUUGCUUCACUAAGUAUACAAAUAAAGAUAUUUAUGUAGACAAGCAAAUGUGCGAAAAUGUGCAAUGUAAAACAAAACCACUCAGAAUAAGUGUCUAAAAUGCAUCAUCUCCAAUGAAUUCUUCUUGCUGCCCAUACGCUUUGAGAAUGUAAUGAGCGGAUCUAGUGAUUGGUGGAUUAAAUCGAGAGAAUCAGAAAGCCAUACUAACCUCAGAGGAUCUGUGGAAAUUCCAUCUCUAACCCCAUAGAACUGAUGUUAUACCACAGUAAAAUAUUUCUUACAAGAAUGAAAUCCAAAUACUGAAUGUAUAUUCAAUUAUAAUGGAAUCGCUCCUAUUGUUGUUUUGGGCACAAGGAUGUAUGUUCAAAAGGACAUGUUGUUCUUCACUUUAUGUAGAGCCAGACAUACUUUGAGUGACUUUUCUUCUUUUGCUGAAAUGACUGGCCACUGCAGUAUUUUACAGUGCUGUUUGUUGCUGCUUUUAUUUUCUCUUCAUUAUGUCUUCUUUUUCUAACUAUUUUUCAGAUUUUUGACCUUAUGCUCUAGUGUGUCUCUUUUAAGCUUGUAUUUGGUCAUAUGCAACUCUGGAAAUCUGUUAGUGCUUUAUUGCUUUGCCACAGCAACUCUUCAGUCUCUGGCUUUAUGUACAUUUAGUUUCAGUGCCUUAGUUUAUCACUGUCAAAUGAACGUAUCAGUUCUCUGACUGUAGGAGACAAGAUCAGGUGUUUAUACAGUAUUCUGGCUUGCAUUCACCAUAGUGUGUGUGUGUGUGUCUCUCGAAGCUGAGAUGCUGCUAAUCUGUUACUAAUUUUGUGCUCUGAUGCUCAGAGUUGGAAUGGUUCGAGUUGGUAAUUACUACAGAAAGUCAUUGUCAUAAAGUGGCCUGUGAAACUCACUUUAAGCAGUUCCCCCUUUAGAUCUGCCUAGAAAGUGUCUUGUCUACUUUAUGUUGCUGUAAUUGUGUAUGGCUUACAUACAAAUGUAUGACUGUAUGUUAAGACAGCACACUUUUGUACUGCAUUUCUUGUGCAUGCUCCAUUACAUUUAAUGGCAGAGUUGAAGAAUGGGCUAAAUGUUGCCAGCUCAUGCAUUGUCUAGACUAAAAUAUUAAGAAAGUCCUGAAUGUGACUCCACAUUUAGUGAAAACCAAUUGAUUUAGUUUUAUUUGUGGGUGUCUUUGAAUGACUGCCUGUAAGAGCACUGCAGUAAAUCAAGUUAUACAUGUAAAACUUCUGCAUAUAUGGAAGAACAUUUUAACUGAAAAUAAAGGGUUUCAAUUUAGUUCUCUUCA
Molecule: messenger RNA, 9737 nt
Organism: Carassius gibelio (silver crucian carp)
Lineage: Eukaryota; Metazoa; Chordata; Actinopteri; Cypriniformes; Cyprinidae
Gene: tln2a
Product: talin 2a
Exons: 57
Coding region: 208-7917 (2569 amino acids)
Biological process (GO): cell-cell adhesion
Cellular component (GO): plasma membrane; cytoskeleton; focal adhesion
Molecular function (GO): actin filament binding; structural constituent of cytoskeleton; integrin binding
Source: RefSeq, a predicted model, not a curated record